Esox lucius (northern pike) is the source of this 1323-nucleotide messenger RNA. Its product is annotated as tyrosine-protein kinase Fer-like. Bases 1 to 1323 code for a protein of 440 amino acids. Gene Ontology annotation, cellular component: signaling receptor complex. The transcript has 12 exons. Gene Ontology annotation, biological process: protein phosphorylation; positive regulation of kinase activity; cell surface receptor protein tyrosine kinase signaling pathway. Lineage: Eukaryota; Metazoa; Chordata; Actinopteri; Esociformes; Esocidae. The record is from RefSeq and is a predicted model, not a curated record. Gene Ontology annotation, molecular function: ATP binding; transmembrane receptor protein tyrosine kinase activity.
AUGCAGACCAUUCGGGACCUGCAAGAGGGAAGGCCUCUGGGUAAUGUAGCCUGGGUCCAGGACUCCCCAGUCCUCUCUCCUGCGUGUAUACUCCCCGUCACCUUCUCAGACAAGCCCAGGAGUGGGGGAGACAAGGAGGGCCGUGAGGAGCGGGCACCAAUGAAGAAAGACAAAGGCCCUCACUUCACCAAGUCAGACCUGAGCCUGCUGCAACUCAUCAAAGCCGGGAAGGAGGGCAUCUUCUACAAGGCCAGGAUGACACGGGGAACCUGCAAGGGCCAUGAGAUGUUCACCUGCAAGAUCGCCAAAGAGGGUGUGACCCCUAAAACCAUCCUCUUGUAUUCUCCUAGGAGUGACCCUUACCCAUCCUCUUGUAUUCUCCCAGGUGUGACCCCUAAAACCAUCCUCUUGUAUUCUCCUAGGAGUGUGACCCCUAAAACCAUCCACUUGUAUUUCUAUGUGUUGAUAAUGGAGUUUGUGAGCUCUGGCACCCUGCGUAGCUUCCUAAAGAACAACAAAGACAAGCUGACCCCUGACCCUGAGCUGCAGAGCCUGUUCACCAUCGCCUCCAUUCACAUCGCUCUAGCCAUGGAACCCCUGAGAUCCAAAAUGGUGGUGCACUGUGACCUGGCCCUCAGAAACAUCAUGGUGAACAGGUUUCCCUGGGAGGUCAAAGUGGCAGAGUUUGGUCUGGCCAGGGACCUGACCCGAGUGAGGAGCUACCGCAGCAGCCGAAGGAAAAACCCACGGGAGCGCGUGCCCCUUCGCUGGUACCCGCCUGAGUACUUCAGAAACAACUACUACAGCUUUAAGGGGGAUGUGUGGUCGUAUGGCAUCGUGCUGUGGGAAAUGCAGAUGUUUGGCACCUUACCAUACUCCAACCUGGAGACGUCAGAAUCAGUGGUCUAUUACAUCUGUGCAGGGUACAAGAACAAAGACCCUGACGGCUGCCGUCCCGAGAUACUACAGAUCAUGAGAGACUGUUGGACGGAACCCUACACUUCCAGGCCGUCCUUCACAGACAUCGUGAGAAUACUGGAGAACAUCAUGGAGAAUGACGCAGGGAAGAUGCCAUGUGCCAAGUGUGGGGAUGAAGUCAAGGCAAAGGGCUGUAAAAGUGGAGGGGACCACAAUGUGGCUCUUGGGGGAUGUGUAGUGCAGAAACAGGCAGCACAGCGGCUUGGAGAACGGGCCAGUAAGGGUCUGAACCUGCCUGAACAGGGUCAUUCAGUGGAACGGGGAGGCAACAUGGCAGAACGAAUGGAGACAUUGGGCACUCUGGUCCUGGCUGCAGGAAGGCAGGAAGGCUGGUCCUCUCAGUAG